Molecule: messenger RNA, 663 nt
Organism: Notechis scutatus (mainland tiger snake)
Lineage: Eukaryota; Metazoa; Chordata; Lepidosauria; Squamata; Elapidae
Source: RefSeq, a predicted model, not a curated record
AUGUUUUGGGGGUAUCAUUUUCCUCCAGUGUGUUCUUAUCUCUCCUUCACAGAUAACACAAAGGCCAGUGGGAAAAGAGUUGUUGGAGAUGUAGCUUAUGCUUCAGCAAAGGAGAGAGCAGCCUAUAUCACCCCUGUCCCCGGUGGGGUUGGACCAAUGACCGUUGCAAUGCUGAUGCAGAGUACAGUAGAAAGUGCUCAACGUUUUCUUGAGAACCAUCAACCUGGCAAGUGGAAUAUUCAAUAUAGACUGCUCACUCCUGUAACUCCUGUUCCAAGUGACAUCGAAGUUUCACGGUCAUGUACUCCUAAGCCCAUUGGUGAGCUGGCCAGAGAAAUUGGCUUGAUUUCAGAUGAAGUAGAGUUGUAUGGUCAAUGUAAAGCCAAAAUCUCACUGUCAACACUGAAGCGUCUCAAAGAUCAACCAGAUGGAAAAUACAUUGUAGUUACAGGCAUAACUCCCACACCACUGGGGGAAGGGAAGAGUACUACAGCUAUAGGGCUGGUUCAGGCUUUGGGUGCGCACCUUGGUCAGAAUACCUUUGCCUGUGUCCGUCAGCCUUCUCAAGGGCCUACUUUUGGAAUUAAAGGUGGUGCAGCUGGAGGUGGCUAUUCUCAGGUUGUUCCUAUGGAAGAGGUAAAUUUCAAAUUUAUUCCUUUAUAA